Olea europaea var. sylvestris is the source of this 2105-nucleotide messenger RNA. RefSeq lists its product as uncharacterized. The transcript is spliced from 6 exons. Bases 246 to 1535 code for a protein of 429 amino acids. The record is from RefSeq and is a predicted model, not a curated record. Lineage: Eukaryota; Viridiplantae; Streptophyta; Magnoliopsida; Lamiales; Oleaceae.
GUAAAACCAACCGAGGAAGUAAGCCACAACCUUCCAUCUCCUCCACAACAGUGAGUCACUGCAGCUUACUCUUUAAAAACCUCCAAAAAACCCGAAUUUCUCCAAUCUAAAUUCAUUUCAAUUCAACCCCCAUUCACCGAUCCUCUCAAUUCUUCUUUCGUUAAAGAAGAAAUCCCCAUCCAAGACACAAAAAUUCGUAUGCAUACAUACGGACUUUCGAUUCUUUUAAAUUGAUAGAGUAAUUAAUGUCAGGUAAGGGAAGCUUUGCGGUGUCGCGUAGCCAUGGGGGAGACAGAUUUUACAACCCACCGGCAGUACGGAAGAAACAGCAAUUGCUGCUACAGCAACAACAUUCGAUGCAGAAGCAGCAGUUGAUGCCCCAGCAACAGCAGCAGGAGUUGCAGAGGGCGGCGGUGAAGACGGAGUCAUUUGCCCAUGCGGAGUCGGGAAACCGAAGCGAGUCUGAUGGUUCGAAUGCAGCAUUGUCGAAACAGGAUUCUGUCCGCUCGGUUUCGCCUCCUGCACCACCGCCUGUUGGAGUUACUAACUUGGAUCGUUUGAUGGAAUCUGUAACUCCCUUCAUUCCUGCACAGUGCGAGGCUGAGGCCAAUGCAAGGGGAUGGAGAAUGCGGAAAGCAGUGUCCCAUCCAUUUUAUUGCCUGGAUGAUCUGUGGGAAUCUUUUAACGAGUGGAGUGUGUAUGGUGCUGGAGUACCUUUGAUAUUGAAUGAGAAAGACCGAAUCAUACAGUAUUAUGUUCCAUACUUGUCGGGCAUACAGUUGUACAUAGACUCUAAGAAGCCUCCUUCAUCACUUAGGAGGCCUGGUGAGGAGGGUGAUGCUGCAUCAAUGGAAACAAGUAGUGCUAGCAACAGUGAUUGUGAAGCUGAUAGGCGUUUGAAAUCCCUUGUGGAUGGGUCGAGGAAUCAGCAGAACCUCAUGAAUUCUAACUCCCAACGUCUUAACAAACUCGCACUGAGAGAUAAAUCUGUCAUCGGUUCAUCCAGUGACGAAGCUGAAAUUUCAAGUUCACCUGGAUUGCUCUCGUUUGAAUAUUUGGAACAAGAACAACCACAUAACCGUAGACCACUAACUGACAAGAUUUCCGUUCUUGCUUCCCAAUUUCCUGAACUGAAGAAGUACAGAAGCUGUGAUCUACUUCCAGCAAGUUGGAUGUGUGUAGCUUGGUAUCCAAUUUACAGAAUACCCAUAGGCCCAACACUACAUGAUCUGGACGCAUCAUUUUUGACCUUCCAUUCCUUGUCAACGCGCUCUAGAAGUAAUAUUGCGCCUCAAUUUCAUGCUGCAAACACUAGGCAAGUCCGUGGAAUUGUCGAUCCGUCUUCAAAGAUUUCAUUACCAGUCUUUGGCCUUGCUUCAUACAAGUUAACAGGUUCAAUUUUGAGUCCUUGUGCAGCUCAUGAGCACGAGCAAGAGAACUCUCUUUUGCAAGCUGCAGACAAUUGGCUUCGCAAUUUGCAGGUUAUUCUCCAUGAUUACCAAUUUUUUGUUACUCACUACUCCCAAAGGAGAUGAAGGGCGUCUCUUUUUGGUGAGCAGAAGUUUCGUGCCAAUUGCGGGGCGAUCAUUUUUUGAAGUUGAGCUUCUAUAGAACUACCCCCCUCUUCUCAGCCGACCAAAUAGCCUGGUAAAAGAUUGUGCCCUGUUUUUUUGAGCUUUCUUGUGUUAUGGGCACGUUUAAAAUACCUUCAAUAGCGUUGUUAUUCAGGAAAGUAGGAUAUAUCAUGUGGCUUUGGCUGGGUGUCAAUUCACCUUAGAUGAUAAAAUCGACUGGUGUGGGAUAUAGGAUGCCUUGCACAUCAUUAUGUUGUUUAGAGACUUACAGGAGAUAUAAUCAGCACCAAGAUGCGAAUUGGCCUCUUGUGAGGACAUAGGGUAAUCAAAGUGGGUUUCCAUUUUUGCCGUUCUUUAUAACAAUCAUGCUCUUGUUAUGUUGUGGUGAAGGCAGUUGAGCCGUAUGAGACAUCAGUGUAUUACUGAAACCCUUGAUUUUGAUAAUUUCUGCAACAGUGAUGAAAAUUUGAACGAUUUGUGUUCUCUGUACUUUUAGAAUGCAUAUAAAAACCCAUAGCAGUAGAGUUCUCA